UGCAUCCCCUCAGAAGCCCUCAUCUCCAAGAAGGCAUUCUAUGGAAUAUCAAUUAUAGCUUGCCCUAACAGUACCUUCUUCGGGCCACAUCUCUAUCUUCACCCCCCUAUAACAUUUGCUAUGCUCUAGUCGUUAUUUGGCUGUGCCCGCGAGGCACUUUCCUUUAAUCAACAUGGACAUCCCCGAGAGAUCUGGUAGUGCUGCCCUUCGGCGCAGCAGCUCAUCACGACGCCAUAUGCACCGUCGGGAUUCUAACAUGAGCAAUGCAAGCUUUGUCUCCCAGGUCGAGAUGGCCACAGACGAACCAUUCUCCGGCCCAAUCUCCGAAAGUGUCCCCAGCAGUGUGACAGGCUUUGCGUACCAACGGCCGAGACAGCGUCAGGGGUCCAUCGCAAGCUUUACCUAUUUCCAAGAUGACGGGGAGACACCCGAUUACUCAGACGAAGAGGCAAUUGUGGAUCUCAGUGAUGAGGAGGACGGUCUCAUCAAUGGAGAAGAUCGUGAUCUCGAGGCUGCUGAUACUCAGUCGCUUCGUCACAAGUCCUCUAGCAGGUUUCGAACCUCCUCAGACCAACCAUUGCUCAGGCGACACGAAUCCAACCGGAGUGACACCCAAGAACAUGAUGAUGGCGGUAGCUUCUCGCAAAAGCUCUACAUCGAAACUGAGGAUCUCACAAUGGUUAUUGCCGGAUUCUCCACCAGCUCAAUUGGUUAUCUGCUUUACCUCGCAAUUUGCAUUUUCACUGCUGGCAUCGGUUACCUUGUCCUCCGUUGGGUCCCCCGCUGGCACAUCUCCAUUGUCGGCACUCCCACCCCCUUGAAGAAGUGUACUUGGGUUGUUGUAGAGGUGAGCUACGGCCCACAUCAAAGACAUACCAGAGCCAAGGCUAAAACACUCCAGAAUCAAUGGGGCGAGUUCACCGUUCAUUAUAUUUCGACCCAGGAGUAUGGACAUCCUCUCUCCACGGUCUUCACCCCGCAACAAAAGGAGAAGCUUAAUAGCUAUCGAUAUGACGACGAUCGAGACUUACCAUUCCUCCGUUCUCUAAACUAUCGUUAUAUGCGGCUUCUAUACCAUCCAGGCCAAGAUAAAUUUGUUCUCAAUAACAAUUGGUGGGACCCUCAGUGGCAGAAUGUCAAAGCUCUCCGGGAGGGACUUGACUCUGAGGAACGUGAUCCGCGAGACCAAGUUUUUGGAAAAAACAUAAUCGAAAUCGAGCAAAAGCCUAUACCUCAAUUGCUUCUGGACGAGGCAUUCCAUCCUUUCUACGUGUUCCAAAUAGCAAGCUUGAUUCUUUGGUCUAUGGACGAAUACUACUACUAUGCAGCUGCCAUUUUUCUGAUAUCCGUCUUUUCCAUCACGACUACUGUGAUUGAAACUCGUUCGACCAUGGAGCGAUUACGGGAGAUCUCGCGAUUUGAGUGCAACGUUCGUGUCCUUCGUAACGGAUACUGGCGGGCGGCUAAGUCUGGCGAUCUGGUCCCAGGGGACGUUUACGAAGUCUCGGAUCCAUCUCUUUCACAAUUGCCAUGUGACAGCCUUCUCUUAGCAGGAGACUGCAUCAUCAAUGAGAGCAUGCUGACUGGUGAAUCGAUCCCGGUGUCUAAGAUCCCCAUCACGGAUGAGGCUCUCCACUACAUCGAUCUCGGAGCAACUUCAAUCCAUCCCAGUGUCGCUCGAUAUUUCCUCUUUUGUGGUACCAAGAUUAUCAGAGCUAGACGACCAACCGACACCGACGAUGACGAAGCUGUGGCUUUAGCCAUGGUGGUUCGCACAGGCUUCAACACGACCAAGGGCGCUCUUGUACGGUCCAUGCUCUUCCCCAAACCAUCUGGCUUCAAAUUCUAUCGCGACUCGUUCCGCUACAUAUCCGUCAUGGGAGGCAUCGCUGCAAUUGGUUUUGUUGCAUCCUUCUUGAAUUUCAUCAAGCUGGGACUUGCAUGGCAUCUGAUCAUAGUUCGAGCGCUUGAUCUAAUCACCAUCGUGGUGCCCCCUGCCUUGCCUGCCACCCUGACCAUUGGAACCAACUUUGCUCUUUCUCGCUUAAAAAAGCAGCAAAUCUUCUGUAUCAGUCCUCAACGAGUCAAUGUGGCUGGCAAAUUGGAUAUUGUGUGCUUCGACAAGACUGGGACUCUGACCGAGGAUGGACUCGAUGUCCUUGGCGUGCGUUUGGUACAACAUCCCGAGAUACGCUUCGGUGAUAGUCUCGAAGAAGUUCACGAAGUCCUUCCUCCAGCUUCAUAUGAUCGGGACCCUACUGUUGACUACCGUGUCAAUAAGAACAUGCUCUACGCAAUGGCAACGUGCCAUUCACUUCGACUUGUGGACGAUGAGCUGAUUGGCGACCCACUUGACCUGAAGAUGUUCCAAUUUACUGGAUGGUCAUUCGAGGAGGGGUCGAGGAACACCCUCCACUUUGUCGAACCAGGAACCACGCAGCCGGCGCCAAGUGUCUCACGUCCUCCACCCGGACUCGAGUACGACAUAGAUGAUUCCCAGGGCAACGACAACCCCGUCCGGACGGAGCUCGCAACUCUUCGCUCCUUCGAAUUCGUCUCCCACUUGCGCAGAGCUAGUGUCUUUGUCCGCCAGCACGGUGAUCCUGGUGCCACGAUCUAUGUCAAAGGAGCACCAGAGGUAAUGAAAGACAUUUGCACUCCCUCGAGCAUCCCCGACGACUUUGAGGACCUACUUAGCUACUACACACAUAAAGGCUUCCGAGUGAUCGCUUGUGCAUCCAGGUACAUUUCCAGGAUAUCUUAUGAUGAAAUCCAGGAAUUGGAUCGAGGUGAGGCCGAGUCAAGACUCCAACUCACCGGCUUCAUCAUUUUUGAGAACAAACUCAAAGACAUCACCACGGAGAUUAUUGAAGAGCUUAGCGAAGCCAGAAUACGUACGGUGAUGUGUACCGGUGACAACAUCCUUACGGCCAUCAGCGUGGCAAGAGAGUGUGAGCUCAUCGACCGAAAUGCUCAUUGUUUUGUGCCCCAUUUCGUUGAGGGCGAUAAGAUGGAUCCCAAGGCGCGGCUGACCUGGGAAAGUGUCGACAAUCCCAUCUAUCAAUUGGAUGAAAACACGCUUCUUCCGGCGGCGAUUGCGGCGGAGUAUGAUACUGCAACACCGUACGAUACUUUAGCGAUUGGUGACUACACACUGGCCGUAACCGGGGAUGCCUUCCGUUGGGUGGUUGACUUCGGCUCGCGGGAGGUUCUGGAAAGAAUGCUGGUCAGAGGAGCCGUUUUCGCUCGAAUGUCACCCGAUGAGAAGCACGAGCUGGUAGAAAAGCUGCAAAGUAUCGACUACUGCUGCGGAUUUUGCGGCGAUGGCGCGAACGACUGUGGCGCGCUCAAGGCCGCCGACGUCGGUGUCUCACUCUCAGAAGCGGAAGCUUCGGUUGCAGCACCUUUCACGAGCCACAUUUUUGACAUUUCUUGCGUCCCUGCUCUGAUCAAAGAAGGCCGGGCAGCGCUUGUCACCAGCUUCUGCUGCUUCAAGUACAUGAGCUUGUACUCGGCAAUUCAGUUCACAUCGGUCAGCUUCUUGUACGCAUCAGCAUCGAAUCUCGGCGACUUUCAAUUCUUGUUCAUCGAUCUUGCGUUGAUCCUGCCGAUUGCAAUCUUCAUGGGCUGGACUGGCGCUUAUCCUGUGCUGAGCACAAAACGACCCACAGCAAGUCUUGUGUCCCGGAAGGUCCUGACACCCCUCAUAGGGCAAAUUUUCCUUUGCAUCUUCGUUCAGUUGGUGGCUUUUGAGACGGUUCAAAGCCAACCGUGGUAUCAACCACCGCAGCUGGACAAGGAGAAAUCCAACGUGGACAAUUCUCAGAACACGGCGUUGUUCCUGGUGUCAUGCUUCCAGUAUACACUUUCUGGAGUAGUUCUCAGCGUUGGGCCACCAUUUCGUAAGUCGAUGACAGCUAAUGUGCCAUUCGUCGUGACUAUAGUGGUGGCCCUUAUAGUGUCGCUCUACAUGCUGCUGGACCCAGCAGACUGGAUAUCCUCCUUCAUGGAUCUCACCAAGAUGUCGUUGGAUUUUGAAUUGUUCUUAUUGGCACUGGCGGCGGCCGGAUUUGCAGCAGCAUAUCUGGCGGAGCGCUAUGUGUUCCCGAUGAUGGCCAAGUAUGUCGGGAGGUUGAAAUUGUAUUUGCGACCGUCGCAUCCCAAGAAGCGGAAACAAUACAAGCUCAUCGCGGAGGAUAUUCUGCACAGUAAAUAGGAGGCCUCGUGGCACGAAUUUAGACAUAGACGAAGCAAUGAGAAGUGUACAAC
Exophiala mesophila is the source of this 4269-nucleotide messenger RNA. RefSeq lists its product as uncharacterized. Gene Ontology annotation, cellular component: membrane. The transcript is spliced from 7 exons. Gene Ontology annotation, biological process: intracellular calcium ion homeostasis. The record is from RefSeq and is a predicted model, not a curated record. Lineage: Eukaryota; Fungi; Ascomycota; Eurotiomycetes; Chaetothyriales; Herpotrichiellaceae. Gene Ontology annotation, molecular function: ATPase-coupled monoatomic cation transmembrane transporter activity; ATP binding; ATP hydrolysis activity. The coding region runs from base 173 to 4216 and encodes 1347 amino acids.